AUGAAGAAGCAUUCUCGGCCUGGGUCUAGGACUAGACACGAUUUCAACAGAUCAAGACACAGUCAUAGCCAUUCUUCUUCCGCUGGUAACAAUAGCAGCAACAUUAACAACAGCGGUAUGAAUUCCAACGGUGAGAAUGAUAAAUAUGAUGGUAGUAGCUCUGUUGUUGAGCAUGGAUCACCCGAACAAGGGUUUAGUUCUCAGCAGCAGAAGGCCAUUAUCGAACACUUAUUGAUUACGAAAAAUUCUGCUCCUAAGAAGGAUUAUUCGCAUGUGCCAUGCAAGUUUUUUGUGCAAGGGAACUGUCAAGCGGGUGAUUCCUGUCCCUUUUCCCACGAUUUGAACAGUGCUGUCAGCGAACAGACAUGCAAGUAUUUCCAGAAGGGUAAUUGCAAAUUUGGGAUGAAAUGUGCUAAUGCACACGUUCUACCCAAUGGCACAAGACUCAACCCACGGAGGUCCUCUUUGCCAAAUGCGGCUAAUUCGAAUUCCAGUUCCAAUCCUAAUUCCAAUCCUAAUUCUAAUUCCAAUGGUAUUUCCAAUUCGAUUUCUAAUAAGCACCACAACUCGGGUAAUAUUGUCGCAGGAUCCGCAAGAGCAGAACAUAUGUCGGGGCCAGGCUUGGCUCCAGCUUUGCCUGCUUAUCGAACAACAUUCACCACAAUAUCGAAACAGCAACAACAACAACAACAACAACAACAGCAGCAGCAGCAGCAACAACAACAACAGUUUUCGACACCGAUUACAAACUCCUCGAGUUCCUUUAUGUGGACUUCAGAACAAACUUCGCCCAUCAAUUACAGCAAUUUGGUUUCAAAUGAAGUUAUGCAAAACUCUGAAUUUAUUGGCAAUAACACCUACGCUAUGGAGGGGCCAAACACUCCGCAGAUGUUCACAUAUAGUUAUGAAGCUCCAUCAAGCGCUCAAAGUAACACAUAUGCUUACCCUACUAGGUAUUCGGAAUACACAAGCCCAAACUCUCAUUAUGGACCUACCGAGCUUCAGCUAGAAGAGACCCUUUUGCCCAAUGAAUUGUCUGACUUGCUAACUCCAAAUGAAAAUAGACGCAGGGAAUCGUUUAACAAAGCCUCCACAAUGACGACUAAGCCGCUCUCUGCACCUAAUUCAUUUUCUUCUUCUUCAGCCAGUGAGCCAAGACUCUCUUACUCUUCUUCCUCUUCAAGCUCUGACUUUGCCUGGCGCAACCUGACAAGCUCGAACCAAAACAUCGAGUAUUGGCAAAAUCUAGAGCAAUUAGAGAAUAACUUAAACAGGUUUAAGAUAGAAGAACAGGAUGAAGAUAAGCUUAAUGCUAAUACUUAUCACUUGUCACAUGAGUCAGCUAGCCCACAUCAGGCGAACAUGGUACCUAAUUCUCAAGGUUUCCCUGCGCAUGCACGCAGUAAUGCUUCAGGUGAUACACAAUUCAUGUUUGAUGAUUUACAUGGAGGCAUCUACUAA
Messenger RNA from Kluyveromyces marxianus DMKU3-1042, 1461 nucleotides. It is a transcript of the gene LEE1, whose product is annotated as Lee1p. Gene Ontology annotation, biological process: protein polyubiquitination. The record is from RefSeq and is a predicted model, not a curated record. The coding region runs from base 1 to 1461 and encodes 486 amino acids. Gene Ontology annotation, molecular function: metal ion binding; ubiquitin protein ligase activity. NCBI's taxonomy places the organism in Eukaryota, Fungi, Ascomycota, Saccharomycetes, Saccharomycetales, Saccharomycetaceae. The transcript has a single exon.